Molecule: messenger RNA, 3586 nt
Organism: Lagenorhynchus albirostris (white-beaked dolphin)
Lineage: Eukaryota; Metazoa; Chordata; Mammalia; Artiodactyla; Delphinidae
Gene: KIF23
Product: kinesin family member 23
Exons: 23
Coding region: 96-2945 (949 amino acids)
Biological process (GO): microtubule-based movement
Cellular component (GO): microtubule; kinesin complex; nucleus
Molecular function (GO): ATP hydrolysis activity; ATP binding; microtubule motor activity
Source: RefSeq, a predicted model, not a curated record
CCGCGGCCGGUCCCCGCGGCCCGCCGUCCUCACCAGCCCGCCCGACCGAGUCCGGCGUCCCGCUUGCACGUCUGGGCAGCGCGGAGCCUGCUGCCAUGAAGCCAGCGAGAACUAAGACACCCAGGAAACCACCAGUGAAAAAAGGAUCCCAAACGAGUCUUAAAGACCCCGUUGGGGUGUACUGCAGGGUACGCCCACUGAGCCUCCCAGAGCAAGAGUGUUGCAUAGAGGUGAUCAGUAAUACAACAGUUCAACUUCAUCCUCCUGAGGGUUAUAGGCUCAACCGAAAUGGAGACUAUAAGGAGACUCAGUAUUCAUUUAAACAAGUAUUUGGCACUCAUACCACCCAAAAGGAGCUCUUUGAUGUUGUGGCUAAUCCCUUGGUAGAUGACCUCAUUCACGGCAAAAAUGGUCUCCUUUUUACAUAUGGUGUGACGGGAAGUGGAAAAACUCACACUAUGACUGGUUCUCCAGGGGAAGGAGGACUGCUUCCUCGCUGUUUGGACAUGCUCUUUAACAGUAUAGGGUCGUUUCAAGCUAAACGAUACGUUUUUAAAUCUAAUGAUAGGAAUAGUAUGGAUAUACAGUGUGAAGUUGAUGCUUUAUUAGAACGGCAGAAAAGAGAAGCCACGCCCAAUCCAAAGACCCCCUCUAGCAAACGACAAGUAGAUCCAGAGUUUGCAGAUAUGAUAAAUGUACAAGAAUUUUGCAAAGCAGAAGAGGUUGAUGAAGAUAGUGUCUAUGGUGUAUUUGUCUCUUAUAUUGAAAUAUAUAAUAAUUACAUAUAUGACCUAUUGGAAGAGGUGCCGUUUGAUCCCAUAAAGCCUAAACCUCCACAAUCUAAGUUGCUUCGCGAAGAUAAGAACCAUAACAUGUAUGUUGCAGGAUGUACAGAAGUAGAAGUGAAAUCUACUGAGGAGGCUUUUGAAGUUUUCUGGAGAGGCCAGAAAAAGCGACGAAUUGCUAACACACAUUUGAAUCGUGAGUCCAGCCGUUCCCAUAGUGUGUUCAACAUUAAAUUAGUUCAGGCUCCCUUGGAUGCGGAUGGAGACAAUGUCUUACAGGAAAAAGAACAAAUCACUAUCAGCCAGUUGUCCUUGGUAGAUCUUGCUGGAAGUGAAAGAACUAACCGGACAAAAGCAGAAGGGAACAGGUUACGUGAAGCUGGUAACAUUAAUCAGUCACUAAUGACGCUAAGAACGUGUAUGGAGGUCCUGAGAGAGAAUCAAACGUAUGGAACUAACAAGAUGGUUCCAUAUCGAGAUUCAAAGUUAACCCAUCUGUUCAAGAACUACUUUGAUGGGGAAGGGAAAGUACGUCUGAUCGUGUGUGUGAAUCCAAAGGCCGAAGAUUAUGAAGAAAGCUUGCAAGUCAUGAGAUUUGCAGAAGUGACCCAAGAAGUUGAAGUAGCAAGACCAACAGACAAGGCAAUAAGUGGUUUAACGCCGGGAAGGCGAUACAGAAACCAGGCCCGGGGAGGUCCUGUUGGAGAUGAACUGCUGGUUUCAGAAGUGGUUUUGCAGAGUUUUCCACCUUUGCCAUCCUGCGAAAUUUUGGAUAUCAAUGACGAGCAGACUCUUCCCAGGCUGAUUGAAGCACUAGACAAACGACAUCACCUACGACAAAUGAUGAUUGAUGAGUUUCACAAACAGUCUAUUACUUUUAAAGCUUUGUUGCAAGAAUUUGACAAUGCUGUUUUAAAUAAAGAAAACUACAUUCAAGGAAAACUAAGUGAAAAACAAAAGGUGAUCUCAGGACAGAAAUCGGAAAUUGAACGACUGGAAAAGAAAAACAAAACUUUAGAAUACAAGGUUGAGAUUUUAGAGAAAACGACGACUAUCUAUGAAGAAGAUAAGCGCAACCUGCAACAGGAGCUGGAAACCCAGAAUCAGAAACUUCAGCAACAGUUCUCUGACAAGCGCAGACUAGAAGCCAGGCUGCAAGGCAUGGUGACAGAAACAACCAUGAAGUGGGAGAAAGAAUGUGAGCGUCGAGUGGCAGCCAAACAGCUGGAGAUGCAAAAUAAACUCUGGGUGAAAGAUGAAAAACUGAAACAACUGAAGGCUAUCGUUAUUGAACCCAAAACUGAACGGCCAGAGAGACCCUCUCGGGAGCGCGAUCGAGAAAAAGCUACUCGAAGAUCUGUUUCUCCAUCACCAGUACCGCCUUCUAGUAACUGUAUUGCUCAGAUUUCCAACGGCCAGCAACUCAUGAGCCAGCCACAGCUACAUAGGUGCUCUAACUCUUGCAGCAGCAUUUCUGUAGCUUCCUGUAUUUCGGAAUGGGAGCAGAAAAUUCCUUCGUACAACACACCUCUCAAUGUCACAUCUAUUGCAAGGCGUAGGCAGCAGGAGCCAGGACAAAGUAAAACUUGUAUCGUGUCAGACAGAAGGCGAGGGAUGUACUGGACUGAAGGCAGGGAGGUGGUUCCUUCACUCAGAAAUGAGAUAGAAAUAGAAGAGGAUCACUGCAGCAGGAAUGUAGCACCAGUUCGUCUGCGACACAGACGAUCACGCUCUGCGGGAGACAGAUGGGUAGCUCAUAAGCCUGCCUCUAACCUGCAAACUGAGACAGUCAUGCAGCCACAGGUCCCUCACGCCAUCACUGUAUCUGUUGCAAAUGAAAAGGCACUAGCUAAGUGUGAGAAGUACAUGCUGACCCACCAGGAACUAGCCUCCGAUGGGGAGAUUGAAACUAAGCUAAUUAAGGGUGAUGUUUAUAAAACAAGGGGUGGUGGACAAUCCGUCCAGUUUACUGAAAUUGAGACUUUGAAACAAGAAUCACCAACUGGUCGAAAACGAAGAUCUUCCACAAUAGCACCUGCCCAACCAGAUGGAACAGAGUCUGAAUGGACCGACGUAGAAACAAGGUGUUCUGUGGCUGUAGAGAUGAGAGCAGGGUCUCAGCUGGGGCCUGGGUAUCAGCACCACGCACAACCCAAGUGAGUACUGAGGGGCCUGGGUAUCAGCACCACGCACACCCAAGCGCAAGAAGCCAUGAAUUGACAGUCCCAAUAACAAAAGAACAUUUUCAUUUGUGUUGGUGAUUUCUCCAAAGCAAUGCCAGAAGGAGUCUUCUGAACGAAUCAUCUUAUAGAACUCCAGCUUUGUUGAAUACCACAGAUCUCAGAUGUCAUCAUACACUGGCCUACAUAAAGAUUCCCCUAUGGCUCCAAAGAUAUCUAGGAUUCUACAAACUUUUUAUAUUAUACACCUUGCCAUAUUUAAUAUUAAUAACAGAGAAAGACACCUUUCUCAUGCCGUAUGAACUUUUUUAUAAUGCUAUUUUUUGUAUAUUUCUUGUAUACUUAUAAACUAAUUCAUGCAUGUAUUUGUCUUGGCUGAUUAAGAAAGAAUAUAUCUAGAUCACGCUUUGCUUUUUAUUGUGACUUUUCUACUUCCUGUCUGAAUAUUUAAGGGUUUAUAAACAAAACAAAUGCUGCUAUUGAUUAGCUGCAAGAAUGCACUUUAGACAUAUAUUUGACAAUUCAAACUUUCAAAAUAAAGAUGUCAGAGACUCGCCAAUACUAAAACCAUUUUAGGAAGGUGUUCUGAAUUUUGUAUAUAUGUACUUUCUGCCAUUUAGA